Messenger RNA from Thlaspi arvense, 914 nucleotides. Lineage: Eukaryota; Viridiplantae; Streptophyta; Magnoliopsida; Brassicales; Brassicaceae. The record is from the annotation of a GenBank genome assembly.
UAAAAAUGUUAUUUUCUAUACAGCAAAUCUGAAUUAAUUUUUGGGAAUGUGCAAUGAUGUUCAUUACCGAUACGGCACCGUUUCGCACCAAUAGUCCCGUCGAAAUACGAGAGAGUCUUCACUUUCCACACUCUGACUCAGGCGAGACGACACCACUCAACGAAAAAUAAAAUGGAGACAGAAGUUGCGAGGCCGAAAGUCGCCGUGGUGGUUUUCGUCGUCAAGGGAAACUUGGUGUUAUUAGGUCGCCGCCGCUCAUCAAUCGGUCACUCCACCUUCGCUCUUCCCGGCGGCCACCUCGAAUUCGGUGAGAGUUUCGAAGGAUGUGCGGCGAGAGAGGUGAUGGAAGAGACGGGGCUGGAGAUAGAGAAGAUGAAGCUACUGACUGUAACAAACAACGUCUUCAAGGAAUUGCCGAAGCCAUCGCACUACGUCACUGUGUUCAUGCGUGCGACGCUUGUGGAUCCGAUUCAGGCGCCGGAGAAUCUUGAGCCGGAGAAGUGCGACGGUUGGGAUUGGUACGAUUGGUUGAAUCUCCCGACGCCUUUGUUCUGGCCGCUUGAGAAAAUGGUGAAGAGCGGAUUCGAUCCGUUUUUGUGAGUAAUUGGGACGAAAUGCUUCAAAAAGUGCAUUUGGUCUGGUGGUAUGAUUCUCGCUUAGGGUGCGCGAGGUCCCGAGUUCAAUUCUCGGAAUGCCCCUCUCUCUUCUCCUUUUUUUCUAAUUAUUUGUUGGUCUCUCUAAUUUUCCUAUUUUUCUUAAAUGCUGCAAAAAAGGGAAUUUGUUUGUUCCAUGUCUUGAGGAUUUUUAUAUAUCCAAUGUUUUGUAUCUACUAUCCACUCAAAAACUAUUGGAGAUGCGUGGUGUUUAUUUAUUAAGUAUAUACUAGGUAUUUACCUACGCUAUGCUGCGAGAUA